GUAGAAGCCGUCGCAGCGUCGUUUCUCUACCCGCGGGCGGAGUCUACGACCCCGCGGCUCACGGGCCUCUCGAGGGUGGGAGGAGGUUGGCGCUGCUGUGCUCGCCUCAAGAAACCCCAGACUGGCCGGGGCCCUGCGGCCCUCUCGAGGCGCCACAGCCGGGGCUCGUCUAGGUUGUACGCCGUUUCGGUCCCGUAAGAUCCCAAGCCCUGUCUUGGCCCGGGGAAUCUAUGAGGAAGUUGAGCCCAAACACGGCCGGGACCGCCGAGGGCUUGGGCGUCUAGUACACCCCAGUGAACUUGCCGUGCCAGUUUCGUAUGGUGGAAGGAACCUGGGGCAGCGACUCAGGAAACGAGGAUUCUGAAAGUAGGUCUAGAGUAAGGACAUACAUUGCUGGCCCUUAGAAAAACGACUUCAUUCUAAAGCUUGAGUCUCCGAAGGAAGUGGGAGUAAGCAUUCUCCAGAAUCCCCAAACAUGCAAACUUUAUUCCCACGACAAAUGAAAACAAGACCUGGAGAAGUCCUUAUUGAUUGUUUAGAUUCAGUUGAAGACACCAAAGGAAAUAAUGGGGAUAGAGGUAGACUCUUAGUAACAAAUUUAAGAAUUGUCUGGCACUCUUUGGCAUUACCCAGAGUCAAUCUUUCUAUUGGUUACAACUGCAUAUUGAAUAUUACAACAAGGACUGCUAAUUCUAAAUUACGAGGCCAAACUGAAGCUCUUUAUGUACUAACAAAAUGUAACAGUACUCGUUUUGAGUUUAUAUUUACGAAUUUGGUUCCUGGAAGUCCUAGACUUUAUACUUCUGUGAUUGCAGUACACAGAGCAUAUGAAACUUCUAAAAUGUAUCGUGAUUUUAAAUUGAGAAGUGCUCUAAUUCAAAAUAAGCAACUAAGAUUAUUACCACAAGAAAAUAUAUAUAAUAAAAUCAAUGGAGUAUGGAAUUUAUCCAGUGAUCAGGGAAAUUUAGGAACCUUUUUUAUUACCAAUGUGAGAAUUGUGUGGCAUGCAAAUAUGAAUGACAGUUUUAACGUCAGUAUACCAUAUCUGCAAAUUCGGUCAAUAAAGAUUAGAGAUUCAAAAUUUGGUUUAGCUCUUGUCAUAGAAAGCUCUCAGCAGAGUGGAGGAUAUGUUCUUGGCUUCAAAAUAGAUCCUGUGGAAAAACUAAAAGAAUCAGUUAAGGAGAUCAACUCACUUCACAAAGUCUAUUCUGCCAAUCCUAUAUUUGGAGUGGAUUAUGAGAUGGAAGAAAAGCCACAGCCCCUUGAAGCUCUGACCGUCAAACAAAUUCAAGAUGAUGUAGAGAUAGACUCUGAUGAUCACUCGGAUGCUUUUGUGGCUUAUUUUGCUGAUGGCAACAAGCAACAAGAUCGCGAACCUGUGUUUUCAGAAGAACUGGGGCUUGCAAUAGAGAAAUUGAAGGAUGGAUUCACCCUACAGGGACUUUGGGAAGUGAUGAAUUGAUCUUGAGUUGAGCUGAAUUUCUAUUUACAGAUAUCUCAAGAUUAAAGAUACUAGUUGCCUACUAUAAGGCAUGGAAUAGUUUUUACAUUUACAGAAAAAGUUUUUAAGAGAGUUUUUUAAUGAUUAAGGAAAAACUCAUCUAAGAUUUUACAGUCUUCUACAAAAAUUAUAUUUGAAAUUGUAAUCGAAAUGUAUCUGGUUUGUUGUAAAUAUGUUUAUUUUGUACCUAGUACUUAUAAAUUAUUAGUCUGUGGAUAUUAAAAGACUGUAUUAUAUUGAGCUUAAUAAAGAGUUUAUGCAGCACCAUUAAAUGUUCUGAAAAUAUUAUUUUAAAGUAUAAGACUCUUCUUAUGGAAUAAUCAAAUACUGCUUUCUUAAUUAUAAAAUUCUGGUUUAAAUAUAUUUAUCACAUAGCUCUAAUAUAAAUUGAAUAUAUAAAUUACAAACCUUAAGCUUACCAGUUUUAGGUAAUCAUUUAUGUAGAAGCCAAAAAUUAUAGCUAACUUUGGAGGUUAUCAAUUCCCUAUAUAAAGUUUUGGGCACUGUUUUGUAAAUAAUUUCAAUAUCAUUUUGGCAGGAAAACAUUUAUAAGGAAAUAACUUUAGUUUGUAAAUAAACAGUUCAUUUAUUGA
Molecule: messenger RNA, 2094 nt
Organism: Dama dama (fallow deer)
Lineage: Eukaryota; Metazoa; Chordata; Mammalia; Artiodactyla; Cervidae
Gene: BBS5
Product: Bardet-Biedl syndrome 5
Exons: 12
Coding region: 476-1462 (328 amino acids)
Biological process (GO): cilium assembly; intracellular transport
Cellular component (GO): BBSome; ciliary basal body
Molecular function (GO): phosphatidylinositol-3-phosphate binding
Source: RefSeq, a predicted model, not a curated record